Silurus meridionalis is the source of this 9657-nucleotide messenger RNA. RefSeq names its product nuclear receptor corepressor 1 (gene ncor1). Lineage: Eukaryota; Metazoa; Chordata; Actinopteri; Siluriformes; Siluridae. Gene Ontology annotation, biological process: negative regulation of transcription by RNA polymerase II. The record is from RefSeq and is a predicted model, not a curated record. Gene Ontology annotation, molecular function: nuclear thyroid hormone receptor binding; transcription corepressor activity. Bases 247 to 7512 code for a protein of 2421 amino acids. The transcript is spliced from 48 exons.
GCCAGGACAAAUAGUAACAUUGAGGUAUAUGUGUGCAGCAGUCUUGUGCGCAGCGCAGUCCAGCGGAGGCGGAAUAUAAAAAAGAAACCUCCUUUCAGAUUCAAGUUGGUCCUUUUCGGUUUAAAGAGAUGAGGUGCUCCGGCACUGCAGCCAUGACGGCGUCGAGCCCGUAAGGGAGCCUUCGUGCCUUAAGGCUCCAGGUCUCCGUUCGAGCCUUCGUCUUCAGAAUCAUCAUCAACAGCAGCAAUGUCAAGCUCGGGCUUUCCCCCCAGUCAGGGGAGCUUCAGCAGCGAGCAAAGCCGCUAUACCACCCACUCAGUCCAGUACGCGUACAGUUCUACACGCCAUCCACAGGAGUUUGCAAUUCCAGAGUACCGCAAUGCUCACCUGCAGGACCAGCAGCAGCGUCGCCGACCCUCAUUGCUGUCAGAAUUCCACCCUGGAACAGAAAGCUGGUCCAUGUUGCGCAGGCCCCCGGAGCGCCGACAUGGCUACGAGCAGCAGUUCCACACAGUCACGGCCCAGCUGGAGCACGAAGCCGCAGACGCCAAGCGUCCACGCAUCGAGGGCUCCGCAGAAGCCCACCUGGCCCGCGGCCAGUCCACCAGCAUCGUCCUGCCGAUACCACACCCCAUCCAGGACGGCCUGAGAACCGCAGGAGAGAUCAAGAAGGAAACUCAGUACAGUGUGAAGCUGGAGGCCUCGUCCCCAGGAGGAGGGCUUCAGGCCAUGGGGGACGAGCAGGACGCGUCUCCUUCCAAGCUCUCCAAAGAGGAGCUAAUCCAGAGCAUGGACCGCGUGGACCGCGAGAUUGCCAAGGUUGAGCAACAGAUCUUUAAACUGAAGAAGAAGCAGCAACAACUGGAGGAGGAAGCAGCAAAGCCAGUGGAGCCGGAAAAGCCAGUGUCUCCUCCCCCCGUGGAACACAAACACCGCAGCAUCGUCCAGAUCAUCUAUGACGAAAACCGGAAAAAAGCAGAGGAGGCCCACAAGAUCUUUGAAGGACUCGGCCCUAAAGUAGAGCUGGUGAGUGUGCCUCUGUAUAACCAGCCGUCAGAUACUAAAGUGUACCACGACAACAUUAAGACAAAUCAAGUGAUGAGGAAGAAGCUGAUUCUGUUUUUCAAGAGGAGGAACCACGCGCGCAAACAGAGGGAACAGAAAAUCUGCCAGCGCUACGACCAGCUGAUGGAGGCGUGGGAGAAGAAGGUGGAGCGGAUGGAGAACAACCCGCGGCGCAAGGCCAAGGAGAGUCGCACACGCGAGUACUACGAGCGCCAAUUUCCCGAGAUCCGCAAGCAGCGCGAGCAGCAGGAGCGCUUCCAAAGGGUGGGACAGAGAGGGACGGGGCUGUCCGCUACCAUCGCGAGGAGCGAGCACGAGAUCUCCGAAAUCAUAGACGGCCUCUCGGAACAAGAGAACAACGAGAAGCAGAUGAGGCAGCUGUCGGUCAUCCCUCCCAUGAUGUACGACUCGGAGCAGAGGCGCGUGAAGUUUAUCAACAUGAACGGGCUUAUGGAAGACCCCAUGAAGGUCUACAAGUCUCGGCAGUUCAUGAACGUCUGGACCGAGCAUGAGAAGGAGAUUUUUAAGGAGAAGUUUGUGCAGCACCCGAAGAACUUCGGCUUUAUUGCUUCUUAUUUGGAACGAAAGUGUGUCUCAGAUUGUGUACUGUAUUACUAUUUGGCCAAGAAGAGCCAGAACUUUAAGACACUGGUCCGACGUAAUUAUGGCAGGAGGCGGAGGAACCAGCAGAUAACACGGCCCUCACAGGAAGAAAAGUCCGAGGACAAGAACGAGGAGGAAAAGGCAGAGAAAUCCGACAAGAAAGAGGAAGACGAUAAGAAGGACGAGGAGGAGAAAGAUGAAAAAGAGGACACGAAGGACAUUGGCAAAGACAAAGAGAAGUGUGAAGGAGAGGACGAGGAAGGGAAGGAGCAGAGCACGCCACGCGGCCGCAAGACUGCUAACAGCCAGGGACGGCGUAAAGGCCGAAUCACAACACGCUCUAUGGCCAUCGAAGCGGCUAGUACUGCCACAGAGGAAGCACCAGCACCACCCCCUCCCCCACCACCGCCACCACCACCUGAGCCUGUUUUACUGGAGCCUGUCCCUCCACCCAAACCAGAGCCGGUGCCGAAGCCAGCACGUGAACUUGCUAAGCUCGCUCCUGUGACCCCCAUGGACAACCAAGCACGAGGAGCUGUAGAGGCUGGAGAGACAUCUCGCUGGACAGAGGAGGAGAUGGAGGUUGCCAAAAAAGGGCUGGUAGAGCACGGGAGGAACUGGUCGGCCAUUGCUAAAAUGGUGGGCACUAAGAGUGAGGCGCAGUGCAAGAACUUCUACUUCAACUACAAGAGGCGACACAACCUGGACGACUUGCUGCCUCAAUCCAAACAGGCAUCCAGACGGCUGCGCGAGCGAGACGCGUCUCAGUGCGACAGCGUGGCCACGGCUUCGGCCGAUGACGACGACGAGAACCCAGACGACAGCGAAGGUGCAGAUAACACUUCAGACACAGAGAGCGCGCCGUCUCCUUCUCAGUCUGACACGUCCAAGCCCUCAGAGUCACAAGAAGCCCCAGAUCAGGAAGCUACUGCACCUAAAGUCCCCAAUGCAGAUACCAAAGCUCAGGAGCCCUUCAGCGAGCUGCAGGUAAAGCUGGAGAAAAGUCCAGAAGGAGCGCUCGUGGACGAGUCCAUGGUUAAGGACGAGGCCCAGCUGCAUCCCAAGAGCGAACCUCAGGACACAGAAAUGGCGGGCGUAGAGCGGGGAGAGGUGCAAGUGAAGACCGAGCCGGAACUGAGGGAGAAGGAGAAGCAGAGCGAGCAGCCGCAUUCGGACAACGACUCCAGUGCCACCUGCAGUGCUGAUGAAGACAUUGAGGCAGAGCCAGAAAGACACAGGUUUUCUCUGGACAAGCCUUCGAUUCUCGGAGGCUCUGGGUCAGUGGUGGUAUCCUCGGGCAAGCAGGCUCCGCUCAGUAUGCAGGAGCUCCAGCAGCGUGCUGCCGCCAUCCCCGCAAUGGUCAGUCCCCCUAGUUCCCUUCUUCACUUCCCUAGCAGCUCUGCCCCCCUGGCCAGGCCCAGGGACUGGGAGAGGCUCGGGCACAGGGUCUCGCCCCAGCCAUUCCGCCACGUUGCUGGUCCGUAUGGAGCUGGUGUUCCUGUAGGAGCUCCUCUGAGUGGCUUGACCAUGUUCCAGCAACAAAUCAAAGCUGUCCACGAUUCAGCGCACAUCGAGGAUAACCAAAGACAAGAAGCCGGAGAGAUUGAGCGUAGGCCACGAUUCAUCACUCGCAGUCCCACUAUUGUAGACCGCGAUGGUAAGCCGUACUCCUACAUGCCAUUCGAUAUAAAUCUGAUGGAGCAGGAGGCUCACGCUGCAGGAAGACCAGGUUCCCCCUACAGACUGUCUCCCCGAGAGCCGAGCAAAGCAUCGCCCCAACCCGAGCCCAACAACCCCCCUCGCUACAGCGUCCCUCCAGUCUUGCAGCCCACACCUAACCAGGUGGUCCAGACCCUUCAAGAUGGAAUGCGUAUGCCGUUCACCCGCCACAGGCCCCCCAACAUUCCGUCCCCGCCUCCGCUCAUCCCUACGUCCAAACCCUCGGACAAGCCCACCUUCAUUCAGGGAGGAUCUAUUUUACAGGGAACUCCAGGCACGUAUCUUCCCUCUCACACUCACGCCAUGUAUGGGCCAGAGGGAGCUAAGAGCGCUGGAGGAUCCAUCUCUCUGGGCCUGCCAAGACAACAGGACCCUGCCAAACCUGUGUCCUAUAUAAAGCAGGAGGAAUGUUCACCACGUGGGCAAAGUGCUCAGGCUGAAGGGCUGCUCUCCAGGGCACAGUAUGAAGGGGUAGUUCGAGCUGGAGGGCCGAUGCCCAUCAUCCAGGACCUGGCAAGAGGGUCUUCUGGAAAAGGCCCAGAGGGACUGUCCUUAAGAGCAGGAUCCAUCACACAUGGCACGCCAGCUCUUUCUCAGUCCAGCGUACCCACGGAGCUGCUGAAGAGCAAGCUGACAGCCGAAGACUUGAGCAGCCCAGAGAAGAGCCGGGGCGAUCCACUGCCUAAAGGCCACGUCAUCUAUGAGGGCAAGAUUGGCCACAUCGUGUCCUAUGACCCUAUUAAGAACCCCAGAGAAGGAACCCGAAGCCCCAGGACAGGACAUGAAUUAAAACGCACGUACGAAAUAAUGGACGGAGUCAGAGGGCAUCCUGGAAGGGAAGCAGCACCUUAUGAAGGUUUGAUUACCAGAGCUAGAGAUGGUCCACACCCUGAUUCCAAGGAGAGACAAAUACUGACUGGCUCCAUCAUGCAAGGAACGCCCAGAACCGCCGCUGACGCGUUCGAUGAGGCCAAGUACGGAAAGCAGAUCAAGAGAGAAAGUCCACCAAUUCGAUCCUUUGAAGGAGGAAUCACUAAAGGAAAACCGUAUGAGGGUGGGAACACCAUUAAAGAGAUGGGACGCUCCAUUCACGAGAUCCCCCGCAAGGAAAUGCUGGACAGCCGCAAGACCCCCGUUUUGGAAGGCUCCAUUACCCAGGGCAUCCCUCUGAAGUACGAGAACAUUGGCGCCAGCCAGUCGGCCAUCAAGCACAAUGUCAAGUCGCUUCUCACCAGCCCAGGCAAGCUGGAGGACUCGAAAGUUCAAGAGCGCGUGCGCCACACGUCGGUCGUCAGCUCUACGUCAGUGCUGCGCUCCACACACCAGGAGGCCAGCAAGGCUCAGCUCAGCCCAGGAAUGUACGAGGACGCGAACGCCCGCAGGACCCCCAAUUACACCAGCGGCUCCAUCUCCAGAGGAUCGCCCUUGCUGCGGGCACAAGAGGGAGGCAUAACUUCUGGAAAGCCUGUGUCCCAUGAGAGAAAGAGCACGCUGACACCAACUCAGAGAGACAGCGUCCCAGCCAAGUCUCCUGUAUCCGGAGGCGAGCCAAUGGCCUCUCACAGCCCAUUUGACCCCCAUCAGGUGUACAGAGCCCACCUGCCCCCUCAUUUGGACCCCAGUCUUUUCCACCACCACCCAGCUUACAUGUUCCAACGGCAGCCAUCCCCCACGGGCUACCCCAGCACUUACCAGCUGUACACCAUGGAAAACACACGCCAGACAAUCCUGAAUGACUACAUCACCUCACAGCAAAUGCAGGUCAUCCCACGGGCUGACGCCAGAGGCCUGUCGCCCAGAGAACAGCAGCUCACCAUCCCAUACCCUGCUGGAGCCAGAGGUAUAAUUGAUCUAGCCCAGAUGCCUCCCACCAUCCUGUUGCCUCACCCUGGGGGGACAGGUUCCCCUAACUUGGACCGCAUCACGUACCUCCCCGGAACUCAGCCCCCUUUUCCUCCUAGGGUUUUCAACCCAGCCUCCAUAUCUCCAGGACACCCGGCGCAUCUCGCCGCCAGCGUGGAGAGGGAAAGGGAACGAGAACGCGAAAGAGAGAGGGAAAGGGAUCGCGAACACCGAGAGCGCGAGAAAGAGCGGGAGAAGGAGCGCGAGAGGGAGAGAGAGAGAGAGCGGGAUCGGGAACGGGAGAGGGAGCGUGAACGCAUAGCAGCUGCUAACGAAUACAUGCGCGGAGCUUCAGAGCAGCCUGGUCGGCCCGGGAGCCGUGGAUUCCUGCGUUCCCCUUCUCCUUCGAUGAGGUCUCAGGAGGGUGUAGUCCAGCAGAGGCCUAGCAUCUUCCAGGGGACUAAGAGUGUCAUUACGCCACUGAUCAGGCAGAUACCCCCUGCGACAUCGGCAGCUCAGACUUCAUCGCGCUACAACACCGCCGCGGACGCAUUGGCCGCGCUGGUGGAUGCUGCAGCUUCCGCGCCCCAGAUGGAGGUAUCGAAGAUCAAAGAGGGUAAACACGAGGGCGCCGGGGGCCGCGAGGGCGAGGCGAGCCCCUCACGAGCCAUGUCGUUUCCUGCUGGGAAAGCACCACUUCCUGUAUAUCCAGACGGAGGAAGCACAGCAACAGGCAGCAAAGACAAAGCACCCGCCACCAAGUCGCGCAUAGAGGAAGAGCUGCGCACGCUCGGCAAGACCACCAUCACCGCCGCCAGCUUCAUCGACGUCAUCAUCACGCGUCAGAUCGCGUCAGAAAAGGACUCGCGCGAGAGGGGAUCGCAAAGCUCCGACUCCUCAGGGAGUAUGUCAUCGAGCCGUUACGACGGACAGAGUAGCGGAGCCAUCGAGGUGAUCAGCCCGGCAAGUUCCCCGGCUCAGAGAGAGGAGAAGAACGAUCGGUCGUUCUCUUCUGAGAAGAGCACUCAUUCAGCUACAGGUACUGUUCGAGGAUUUGAUAUUGCUCGCUUGAGGCAGCAGGUGGAAUCGGGACCCCCAGCAGCCCCACCUCCUCCUACACAGACUCACCGUGUCAUGACCCUGGCUGACCACAUCUCGCACAUCAUAACCCAGGACUUUGCAAAGAAUCAGGACCCUCCCCCUUCCUCCAGCUCUUCCUCUUCCUCCAUUUCCUCUACAUUCCAAAACUCUGGCACAGCAAGCAGCAGUGCUCGUUCCAAAGUGCCUAACCGCUACAGUCCGGAGAACCCGCUGAACCACGCCCACCAUCAGAAACCACCCAGCCGAGUGUCCCCUGAGAACUCCUCGGAGAAAUCCAGAUCCAGGCCCGGCAAAUCCCCCGAGCGUGCCGGUGGCCGGGCUGUCGAGAGCUACGAACCCAUCUCCCCUCCACAAAACUACUCAGGGCUGGAGAAACAAGACAGCAGCCUGCUGCAGAACCAAAGGCGUGAACAGGAUAUUGCAGAGCAAAGAACGGACUCGCGCUCCCCGAGCAGUGGCAACUAUCUGCCUGCCUUCUUCACCAAGCUGGAGAGCACCUCCCCCAUGGUGAUGUCUAAGAAACAGGAGAUCUUCCGCAAGUCUGAAGUUGGUAAUGCACAGCCAGGCACAGAGAUCUUUAAUUUACCAGCUGUAACCACCUCAAGUAAUGUGAACCUUCGGAACCACUCGUUCAGCGACCCAGCCAGCAACCUUGGUCUAGAGGACAUAAUCCGUAAGGCUCUGAUGGGGACUGUAGAGGAGCGACCAGAGGAGCAGACCCAGCAAGCUCAAUCUGGAGCUUCAGCAGCGGGAAAUAACUCAGAUGGGCGACAGGAGGCAAAUCCGUCGCCCAGCACAGGUAGAUAUUCGGCCAAGCAGAAGCUCCAGAGCAAAACCAGCAGUAGGAAAUCCAAAUCGCCCAACCCAGGCCAGGCGUAUGCGGGCGGAGAGCGACCCUCCUCUGUGUCCUCUGUACAUUCUGAAGGAGAAUAUCACAGGCAGGCUCCCAGCUGGGCUUGGGAAGACCGUCCCUCAUCCGCAGGUCCAAUGCAGUUCCCUUACAACCCUCUAACGAUGCGCAUGUUGAGCAGCACGCCUCCCACCUCCAUGGCUUGCCCCUCUCCAUCAAUGCAGUCCCAGCAGCCACCAGGAGGAGGGGCCAACGCUCCGGCUCGCGCCUGGGAGAGAGAGCCGCCGCUGCUCUCGGAGCAGUAUGAAACUCUCUCGGACAGUGACGACUGAACCGGGCCCACGACCCUCGACCCUUUGACCUCCCUCCAACCCCCUUCCCCAGUCCCUAGGGUCAAAGAGAACAGUGUCCUCAUCAGGGUGGCCAAGCUGACACACAUGUCCCACUCAGUACUAACUCUGAGUAGGGACACUCCUGGGGAGGUAGUCUCGCGCUUCUGGUGCUUUCAUUUCCUCUUGUGCUUGUAGAAAGCGGCAUCGCAAGGAAGCCACGGCCUGAUCGCUCAGGAGAAAAAAACGUGUCCAGAAGCUUUAUUUCGCCUGUUUGUGAAUGAGCGAACACAAAAUGUUGGCAAAAACCAGAAAAGGAUGAGGAUGAACAACUUGAAAUAUAAGGACUCGCUUCAAAUAUGUUGAAUUUAAGAAUCUGUAAAGAAAUACUUUGUCUUCAGAAAGAAAGAAAAAAGUAUGUAAAUAGAGUAACCUUUUGCAGUGUGAAUUUUUUUAAUUAUAAAUGUUUUUUUUUUUUUUUUUUCCAGACUUUUUUUCCGUGUUUUAUUCUUACUUUUUAAAUCACAUCCCUGCUGGUUGAAGAUUAUACAGAACCUUCUUGCUCUCAAUGUGAAACGUGUGGAUUUUCUCCCGAGACGCAGCGUGAACUUUGAACCCGACAGUUCUGAAGCACCGAACGAAGCGAAGAGAGCAUUUCAAUCACACGGCCAGCCUUCGUAGCACUGGAGGCACCGGGCUCACCACAGAUUUUAUAAACGCGCAUUCACCCAGUUACACACCCAUUCAAACAUUUUUAUCAUUAAAUUAAGUGUGAGCAUUUUUCAGCCCUGUAGAAACAGCUCCAUUUUUGGUUCACCUGUACAAGUUGCGAUCACUGGCAUCAGAGCUGAAUGGUUCUUCAGUGAAAGAAGAAAUAUAAGCUGAAUGUUUCCUCCCUGAAUGUUUUUGUGUGUGUGUGUGUGUGUGUGUGUGUGUGUGUGUGUGUGUGUGUCGCUCUGUGGUGGACUUCGAGUUGUGAGAGGAAACUCGCCACGGUUUUGGCGUCUACUUCAGAGUGUGGCUCUGUGUGAUUUCUAACAAGUGCUCUGCUGUUCUUUUUUUUUUCUCCUUCAUCUCUCGCUCAAAGGAACGCCAAAGGAAGCUGUUUCGCUUUCGAGAGGUUUUUGGUUCCCUUCACAAGGAGGAGAAAUCAAACUGUGAUCUUCCUCUUUGCUUUUUUUUUUUUUUUUUUUUUUUGUUCUUUAAAACACGAAGUACAUGCUGAUCUGUCUACGUGGCGAGACGGGAAAAAAAAUAGAAAUAUAUAUAUACAAGCUUUUGUUUGUCACCUCUGCACCACUGUUGCACUUUUUUUGUUGUUUUCGCUUACUGAUUUUUGACGAGCGUGUACUACCUGUAAUCUAAGUUAUUGGAGCUUUUGCAGAGGUCUGGACUCUUCAGCUUCAUUCACACUUUUUGCAAUAAUCCUCUUAUAACAGAUUUUUUUUUUUUCGCCACCGUUUUUUUUCCAGCUUUACGCCACCUGCUCUUCGCUCUAGUCUAUGGUACAAUACAGCUGUUCAAGUUGCUGCUUUGUAGUGGUGGCUUUCACUUCUAAAUCAUGAUGUAACAGACAAUAAGCUCAAAUUUCAGUUAUCACUAUAGCUGUAUUCUCUAUGGCAAGAACGUUUCGAUCCGUAGUGCAAUUUGUUUUGUUUUCUUUCCUUUGCUUUGCUCAAGUUAACUAAAACCUGUCUUUUUUUUUUUUUUUUUUGUUAUAUUUAAUUCAUUUCACUUCUGAAAUAUGAAAAAAAAAAAAAGCCCUGGAGCUCAUGUUGAGAUUUUUUUUUUUUCCAUCAUUCUCAGCAUUGUUGUUCAUCCUUUUGAUGGGAUGCAAAGUGUUUACAAUGGCAUUGACAAAACAAAAAAAAAAAAAAAAAAAAGUGGUGAAACUUGAAUCUUAAGAAAAAGAAAGUCGGUCAUUGCAUCAGUUAGUCUAUUUUUUUUUUUUUUUUCAGUCCAACGCCAUGCAGUGGUAACUUUUUUUUUUCUUUUGUCCUUUUUGGAAUUGAGACUUGAAAUAACUCAUGUAUCCCAUGUUUGUUGGAAAGCAAUGUUUGUAUCGCACAAUGUCUCUUAAGUAGCCAAUUACAAAAUUUUCAGACCAAUCAAUAAAGUGGAUUAGCGCUCCACCUUUCUGAAAGUUGA